This is a messenger RNA of Sporothrix schenckii 1099-18, 1050 nucleotides long. RefSeq lists its product as uncharacterized. The transcript has a single exon. Lineage: Eukaryota; Fungi; Ascomycota; Sordariomycetes; Ophiostomatales; Ophiostomataceae. The coding region runs from base 1 to 1050 and encodes 349 amino acids. The record is from RefSeq and is a predicted model, not a curated record.
AUGGCCCAGAUUGCGUCUCUACCGACGUCAUCGCUGUCGUCCCUGUCGUCGCUGCCGUCGCUCGCUUCCUUGCCUGCGCUGCCGUCCCUGGCAGAGCUCGGCCUGGCAUGGUGGUCGUCGGACCUGACGUGCUCCAAGGGGACGUCGCCAAAGACAAAGACAGCAAAGGCGCCAAAAACAGCAAGGACAGCACAGACAGCACCUGAAACGGCGCCAACAUCGCCCCCAUCGACACCAACAACCACCACAAAACGAACGACCCCGUCACCACCACAGUCGCCGUCGGCUCGGGGCCGGUCGCCAGCACGGAAACGGCGGGCUCUGUCGCCCGACGACGGGGCCAAUGCCGACGGGGCCAUUGCCGACGAGGCGCCAGGGAGGGAGGAUAUGCAGGCCAAGGCAGCAGAUGGGUUCGAGGACGGCCACGCCAAGCACGAGCAUGACGUUGCGGAUCCAGGGGAUGCGUUCGACGCGGAAGGAGACGAAGCCACGGAGGACAGGGACAUUGUCGACCACAACGACCACAUUGACCGCACCGACCACACCGACCGCACCGGCGCCGCUACCGGCUGGCAGCUCGGACAGGGCCCGGGCCUGGCGCUGCCCAUCCGCCGAUUGCUGCCGCCACCGGCGCCCACUGCAUCCUACCGCGGCAGUCUCCCGCUGCCACUUCCACUGGCCCUGCCACGGGCCCUGCCACUGCCGCUGCCGAGGCCUAGGCCGACGACGCAGCCAGGGGCGCCCGUGCCGACGCUCGAGCAGCAUGCACCCGCGCUGCCCGGGCUGAAGUGGCCGUCGGGGCCGCCGGCGACGCCAAAGCGGAAGAGGGAGGAGGGGGAGGGGGCGCAAACGGAGGCAAACGAAGCCACGGCGGGCAACGAGGCCAAGGCGGGCCACGAGGCGACAGCGUCGCCGCCCGUCUACGUCCUGUACAAAUUCGACCGGGUGGACCAGCUGGGCGGCCAACGACGCGGCCAGCGCGGGCCGCGGUCGCCGGGCAAGCCCACCGUCGCCAGCCACCAGCGCGUCGCCGACAAGGCGGUGGUCUGA